GAGAGUCGGGCUUUGCAAGCCGACGUGGUGUCCUUCAACACAGUGAUCUCUGGAUUGGACCGAGCCAGCUGUUGGCAGCUGGCCAUCCAGCUCUUUGAAGGUCUGGACGAUCGAAGCUUGCAGAAAGAUCUGAUAUCCUUCAAUGCCACCCUAGCUGCCUGCGCGCGAGCCGCAG
Messenger RNA from Symbiodinium pilosum, 175 nucleotides. NCBI's taxonomy places the organism in Eukaryota, Dinophyceae, Suessiales, Symbiodiniaceae. The record is from the annotation of a GenBank genome assembly.